CUUUGUAUCAUCAACAAUAAACCCAAAAUCAAAAAUCAAAUCUUUCUCUCCCUCCUUCGGUUCUUCGUCUCUGACAAAAAUGGAUGUUUACGAGAGUUGUUUCGUAUCUGAAACUCCACCAAGUGAAGAAGAGAUGGAUGUAAGGAAAGGUCCGUGGACAGAAGAAGAGGACUUGACGCUCAAGGCGUUUGUCAAUAUUCAUGGUGAAGGUCGAUGGAAUUCAGUUGCUCGGUUAUCAGGUUUGAAAAGAACCGGCAAGAGCUGCAGAUUAAGAUGGCUCAACUAUUUGAGACCCCAAGUGAGACGUGGGAACAUCAGUCUCCAGGAGCAGCUAUUGAUCCUUCAACUCCAUUCUCGAUGGGGAAACAGAUGGUCGAAAAUCGCACAACAUUUGCCUGGGAGGACAGACAACGAGAUAAAGAACUAUUGGAGAACGAGAGUCCAGAAACAGGCAAAGCAGCUUAAAUGUGACGUCAACAGCAAACAAUUCAGGGACACCAUGCGUUACGUUUGGAUUCCACGUUUAAUUGAACGAAUCUGUGCUUCAUCCGAAUCCCCCUCCGGUCAACAACCCUCGGCCGCCGCCUACUCGGAUCAUAUCAGCAACAUGAACACCAAUCAAAUCACCUGUGGAUCAGUCCAAGUCGACUCGAGUGUUAUGACGGAGUUGUCAGGCACUUCGUCGGACUCCCAGGAUGCUCAAGUCUCCUCCGUUUCGAACUUGACAGAAUGUUACGACGCACCCCACGUUUGGAACUACCCGAACAGUUUUCAAAUCGGGUCGGGUUUAAGCUCGGAAAUUUUAGAGGGCACAUGGAAUAUAGAUGGUGGAGAGUCGAUGGAGAGCAUGUGGAAUGAAGAGAAUAUUUGGUUCCUAAGACAGCAGCUUUAUGAGGAUGAUUUCAAUUAGCUUACUUUACCUAUCAAGUUUUAUAUUUUAAACAUUUUGGGCAUUCUUUGUUAUCAAAUAUAAGAGUAUCUCUAACAGUACAAGAUCUAUAGACUUUUGG
Messenger RNA from Hibiscus syriacus, 1010 nucleotides. Its product is annotated as transcription factor MYB78-like. NCBI's taxonomy places the organism in Eukaryota, Viridiplantae, Streptophyta, Magnoliopsida, Malvales, Malvaceae. The transcript has 2 exons. The record is from RefSeq and is a predicted model, not a curated record. Bases 80 to 910 code for a protein of 276 amino acids. Gene Ontology annotation, biological process: regulation of DNA-templated transcription. Gene Ontology annotation, cellular component: nucleus. Gene Ontology annotation, molecular function: DNA-binding transcription factor activity; sequence-specific DNA binding.